Messenger RNA from Notothenia coriiceps (black rockcod), 451 nucleotides. Its product is annotated as hydrocephalus-inducing protein homolog. The transcript has 4 exons. The record is from RefSeq and is a predicted model, not a curated record. Gene Ontology annotation, cellular component: axoneme. NCBI's taxonomy places the organism in Eukaryota, Metazoa, Chordata, Actinopteri, Perciformes, Nototheniidae. Gene Ontology annotation, biological process: cilium movement; axonemal central apparatus assembly. The annotation marks the transcript as partial.
GCUACUAAACACAGUCAAAAUGACAGCCAUUCCGUGUUUAAGGAGCAAAGUGCCUCUCAAGCCAAAAAAGGUGACUCCAUCUGUGUACACCCAGGAGAUGUUGCAGUCCACAGAGGAGCGCCUGGCUAAACUAAAAGAGAUGCACCAACCCCGCAUCCUGGAACAUCUUGACAUCAGCAACACUACACAUCACAAAUUGUCCGUAGUGGGUAUGAAUCAGUCACUUUUCCAGCCCCAUCCAUCUGAACUGGUCUUCCAGAACUUCACUCCUGGAAAAACCUACACACUACCUCUACGUCUCUACAACAAAGACAAGGUUUCACGUAAAGUGAAGCUGGAGCGUCAGGACUCAGACUUUUUCCAUGUGGCCGGACCAGAGGAUGCUGGCAGCCGGGUCGCACCAGGACUCGCCGCUUCUUUUACUGUCUCCUUCACCCCGCAGGAGAACAAG